Phymastichus coffea is the source of this 1047-nucleotide messenger RNA. RefSeq lists its product as uncharacterized. The coding region runs from base 1 to 1047 and encodes 348 amino acids. Gene Ontology annotation, molecular function: catalytic activity. NCBI's taxonomy places the organism in Eukaryota, Metazoa, Arthropoda, Insecta, Hymenoptera, Eulophidae. The transcript has 3 exons. The record is from RefSeq and is a predicted model, not a curated record.
AUGAAAGGUAAAGAAAAUUUUGCAGGUACUAGAGUUCCACCUGCGCUCAUCGACUCAGGAGAGUCACUGGAGCUGCCCGGCUCCCCCAUUACACCAGUAGGAAACCUGGCUGGUGGAUGGAUAAUUGCGACAGGAGAAAGGACAGGGAAGAAAGGAAAGGACGUCGCCAGAAUCCUGGGAAGCUGUGGAGAGAACAGAGCUGAGCCAUCGUGGUUCGCUAGCAAAUCGAACACGACGGCGGUGUGGGUACGCGGAAACGAAGCGAUGCGAGUCUCGGGAAGCGGGUCCGGAGCGGACUAUGUUUGGGUGAAGGUGGGAACUGUCAUUAUCGUCAGUGUAUACCUGUCACGGAACUAUUCCACGUUGGAGUAUGCCAACAGACUCGCAGAUAUCGAAGACACCAUAAGGGAUAUACCCGGAAAUACGAUCGUGGCAGGCGAUUUUAACGCGCGGGCGAUUGAGUGGGGUAUGUCCAUGACAAACAGACACGGACGACUGCUACUAGAGAUGGCCGCGAGGCUGAAACUUGUAGUGGUGAACGAGGCGACAUUUAGACGAUCGGGAUGGGGUCAAUCUAUACCAGACAUGACCUUGGCCACAGACAGACUACUGACGCGAAUAAGAGGAUGGAAAGUGAUCAAGGAAUAUACAGUCAGUGAUCACGAAUACAUCGUCUUUAAAGUGACAGACGAAAAUACGACUAGACGAAGAGAAAAGAACUCGACAGACUACUGCAAAACGCCUUUUACGGAAACCACUCGAAGUGGUAUGGACCAUGACUCGGCGGAGAAGUUAGCUGAGGAGGCAGAAAAAUACCUCCAUCACUUAUUUGAAGCUACGAUGCCAAAAAAACGAUACGGACGCGACCGGCGACAGAUGUAUUGGUGGACGCAAAAAAUUGCAGACAUCAGACGCGAAUGUCACCGGCGACGUAGACAGGCACAAAGACAAAGAAACAGACAUGACGAAGAAGCCUCAGAGGCAUACAAACUUGCCAGAAAAAGGCUGAGAGCUAUAACGGACAGCAAACGACAAUGCUGGACAUGA